CGUAAGAAGGAGGGGGAAAAAAAAGUCAUCAUGGCCCACAAAAACGACCUCCAGAUCUCCAUCCGUGAGUACCGACCCUCGGAUCAGCGCGCCGUGGCCGAACUAUUUCGCGACGGAGUCCGCGAGCACAUCUACCCGGCCUUCUUCAAGUCCAUGGUCCACCCCGACCACGUGGGCGUGGCGCUGAGCCUCUCCAUGGCGGGCUACGUGCUGGGGGGCAGCUCCUACUUCCAGGCGCUGCUCUUCGGAGCGGCGUGGGCGGGGCUUAUCUACUUCUGCUGCCACGAGAUCUACGAGGGCUACCUGGCCAGGAGGCUGGCCGCAGACAUGGCCGACAUCUGGUCGAGCUACACGGAGAACCCGGAUAACGGAUUCUGGGUGGCGGAGGCGGACGGGCGCGAGCCUCCCAGGGUGGUUGGCAUGGUGGCGGUGAUCGGACGAAGGGUAGGGGAUAACGCCAACGGCAGAGUGGCGACGGGCAGCUCGGACAACGAGGGCGGGGCUACCGGGGAACUGUCCCUGGUGGUCGUGGCGUUCCCUUGGCGGCGCGAAAAACUGGGCUCCCAGCUGACCCAGCGAGCUUUAGACUUCUGCAAAGAGCGAGGCUUUGCUCGCCUCGCCCUGGACAUCAGCUCGCCACAGUCGGGCGCCGCCUCUCUGCUCCGGAAGCUGGGCUUCGUCCAGACGUCGUCGCACGGCGUCACGCACGCCAACCGACUUAUCUCCAUUCUGGCCCGAAUCACCGUGGGCCGCAUGGAGAAAGUCCUCUGAGACACUCAAAGUCACAUUUCCACUUCCUGUUUCCCUAAAUACCGUCCUACGCUCUACAUAAAUAAAACACAAGACCUCAAGUCGACGCCUCCUUUGUUCCCCCGAAAAAGGCAAAUUAACUUUUCAGUGACCUCGUUACAAGGCACGACGUGGCAUCUGUAAAGCCGCUGACGCUCAGAAAAUAUCCGAUUGAAAAACCACCAAAGUUUCUGAGAACUUGAGCGAGGAGUUGGGCAGAAGGAAGGAAACGCUGGACAUCGAGCCUUCAAUGAAUGACGUAACACAACAAACACGUUAGAUUGUUCAACAAUAUUAUGAAAUCACUCCGAUAAAUAUUCAUCUUUCAUUAAAGUAUAAUAUUUCAUUUUAUUUGAAAUAAUUUUGUACGAAAUUUACAUUUCAGUUGAAUAAGAUAUCAACAAACAUAAUUAAUAAUAACUCAUGUUUUAUUUGAAAUAUAUUUUUUUAAAAUCUACACUUUUUAAUAAAAUAUACAUAUUUUUCAUUCAAUUAUUAAAAUAAAUAGUACAAAAUUCAACUUCUCUAAUUUCAU
Nerophis ophidion (straightnose pipefish) is the source of this 1324-nucleotide messenger RNA. Its product is annotated as probable N-acetyltransferase camello. The coding region runs from base 31 to 771 and encodes 246 amino acids. NCBI's taxonomy places the organism in Eukaryota, Metazoa, Chordata, Actinopteri, Syngnathiformes, Syngnathidae. The record is from RefSeq and is a predicted model, not a curated record. The transcript is spliced from 2 exons. Gene Ontology annotation, molecular function: N-acetyltransferase activity.